Molecule: messenger RNA, 2111 nt
Organism: Ctenopharyngodon idella (grass carp)
Lineage: Eukaryota; Metazoa; Chordata; Actinopteri; Cypriniformes; Xenocyprididae
Gene: napab
Product: N-ethylmaleimide-sensitive factor attachment protein, alpha b
Exons: 13
Coding region: 114-1100 (328 amino acids)
Biological process (GO): synaptic transmission, glutamatergic; regulation of synaptic vesicle priming; SNARE complex disassembly
Cellular component (GO): vacuolar membrane; synaptobrevin 2-SNAP-25-syntaxin-1a complex; terminal bouton
Molecular function (GO): soluble NSF attachment protein activity; syntaxin binding
Source: RefSeq, a predicted model, not a curated record
UUUAUUUUGAAAUGAAGCAGUAGACAGACAUGUUGGACAUGUUUCCGCAAGGGAUGUGUUGAUGUGGCUGGAUUCCAUAGUCUGCCGUUAAAGUUGUACUGUAAACAGUAUUCAUGGAUAACUCUGGUAAAGAAAAAGAGGCCAUGGCUCUCAUGGCAGAAGCCGAAAAGAAAGUGAAAUCCUCGCAGUCGUUCUUUGGCUCUCUGUUUGGGGGCUCUUCAAAGAUGGAGGAUGCUUGUGACUUGUAUGGAAGAGCUGCAAACAUGUUCAAGAUGGCCAAGAACUGGAGUGCUGCAGGAAAUGCUUUCUCCCAGGCGGCCCUCCUACACCUGCAGAUGCAGAGUAAACACGACGCUGCCACAAACUUCAUUGAUGCCGGCAAUGCCUUUAAAAAAUCAGACCCUCAAGAGGCCAUAAACUGCCUGAACAGGGCCAUUGAGAUCUAUACAGACAUGGGUCGAUUUACAAUCGCAGCGAAACACCACGUUACCAUUGCUGAAGUUUAUGAGACUGAACUGGUUGACAUUGACAAGGCCAUAGCUCACUAUGAACAGGCGGCAGACUAUUAUAAAGGCGAGGAGUCCACAAGUUCUGCCAACAAGUGCCUACUCAAAGUUGCCACCUACGCCGCUCAACUGGAGCGGUACCCUAAAGCCAUUGAGAUCUAUGAACAGGUUGCAACGCAUGCAAUGGACAGCACUCUGUUGAAAUACAGUGCAAAGGACUAUUUCUUUAAGGCAGCUCUCUGCCACUUCUGUGUGGACAUGCUUAAUGCUAAGCUUGCCCUCCAGAAGUAUGAGGAAAUGUUUCCAGCCUUUUCAGAUUCACGCGAAUGCAAAUUGGUGAAGAAACUUUUAGAUGCCUUUGAGGAACAGAAUGUGGAUGCAUAUACUGACGCUAACAUAGAUCGAUUAAUGGUACACGUCAUUACGUCCCCAUGCCACGCCGUCCGAAUUUCCAGAAUUUCACGUAUCAACAUAAAGUUCAUCUUCGUUAUGACGACGGCGGAUACAAAUUCUUCAGCAAAAGGCCUCCUCUGUACUUUCAUUCGGCAACAGUUCAUUCAUGCCAUUGCGACAAACUCCAGAGUUACUGGAUGAGAGAUGAGGUGAAGGAGUAUGACACUAUCUCACGGCUGGAUCAGUGGCUCACCACCAUGCUGCUUCGUAUCAAGAAAACCAUACAAGAAGAAGAAAGCGACCUUCGCUAAGAUCGUCCUCCUCAUCUCUGCCCUGUUCCACUCGCUCUGCCUCGUGCCUUUAACAUCGUGACUUCUGUACGAUGGUUGACUUACUCUUUUACCACCAGCUCAACUCUGUGCCUUAAUUUCCUUGCUUUACCUCAGACCUCUCUCUCUCUCUCUCUAUGAUACAACAUUGACAUGGCCGUAUUGCCAGACCACAAAGAACACUAAAUAAAGAAGGGCUGGUUGUUUAAAUGUGAUUUUAGGGAGUGUUACAUGAGAACUGAAACCAGCCACAUUAAUAUGGGGUGCUGUGCACACCAAGCUCCAGAAAUGCUUUGUCCUCUGGCUAAAAUGGAGCACCUGUAUCACUGAGCUCAAAAAAGCCUUUGUUCAUUUUGUUAACCUCUUUAAUUGCGGUAUAUAUAAUUUUAUUCCUAGCGGAAGUACCAUACCUUGCAUUUCUGCAUAUUUUUUGCUUGCUGAUUCCUGCAUAGACUUAUUUUGAAAAAAAAAAAAAAAAAAAGAUUAGAAAUGCUGUUCCAGUUUUUUUUUUUUUUUUUUUUUUUUUUUUUUGGACAUAAGGAGAAAAAAAAAAGUAAAAGAAGGACUGAUUCAACCUGUACAUUGUGAUUUUAUUUAUUCUCUAAAAAGGGAAGGACAAUUGCUGGCCUGUUCUUACCUUUCUUGUAAUGGGGUAAAACUGCUUUUAAUUUGUUGUUAAAGGUUAGAGUGAUUAAAGGUAUAUUAUUAACGUUUAAAAUAUUUACUUUCAUCUGUGCUUAAAUUGCCUCCCUGCUUAAAAUCUAAAGAUGUCCCUGGCUUCUAUUAUUAAGAGAGCUGCAUGUUUUUAAUGCACCUGUAUGCAAGGAAGUUUAGAGCACACAAUUUUUUUUUUUUUUUUUUUUUUUUUUUUUCUCUCCAUAGA